AUACAAACAGGCAUAAACAGCAGACUUGUGAGGUGUUAAGUAACAAGAAAAGAAACUUACUUGUUUGUUGUAUCUUGAAGUGAACCAGAAUCUGAAAAAAAUGGAUACGAUGUCACAAUUACAGUAUCAAGAAUUAUUUGCAGGUGCCAUUGCCAACUUUUCACAGGCAUUAUGGGUGGUUUUCGCAUUUGUCUUAUGCAGCAAAAACGUUAAUGGAGGAAACAAUGGAUUAGCCCUCGAAGAUGAAGUUGUCUCAAUUUACAGCAAAAACUUCACAAAUAUUCCCAAGGACAGGGAGCCAUUUUAUUUAAAGGUUCAUCGAUGUGUACUCAACAUGAAAUACGACGGUUACAAUGUUCCAGGUCUCGAAUAUUAUCCCCAACCCACAAAAAUGAAAGAAAUUGAGAUUGUUGUGCCUGAUUUAAAAAACUACAAGAAGUUUUAUAAAUAUAUUGUCUACGAUCACAUUUCUUGUAACUGGAAGAAGUGGUUAGGCCAGCCAAUGAACUUUGAUUUACACAAGAACCUUACUUCAAACGAAAUUAACGAAACAGAAUUUAAAUCUAAGGUUAAAUACAAUCCACCAAACAUUGUUGCAAAGGAGAAAAACAGAGAGAAAAAGAGAGCGCAGAGAUCCGGAUCAAGUCUUGGAUAUCAGGCUGGAGAGAAGAAGAUGAAUGCAAAAGAGUGA
This is a messenger RNA of Xenia sp. Carnegie-2017, 691 nucleotides long. RefSeq lists its product as uncharacterized. Bases 101 to 691 code for a protein of 196 amino acids. NCBI's taxonomy places the organism in Eukaryota, Metazoa, Cnidaria, Anthozoa, Malacalcyonacea, Xeniidae. The transcript is spliced from 6 exons. The record is from RefSeq and is a predicted model, not a curated record.